Striga asiatica is the source of this 759-nucleotide messenger RNA. Lineage: Eukaryota; Viridiplantae; Streptophyta; Magnoliopsida; Lamiales; Orobanchaceae. The record is from the annotation of a GenBank genome assembly.
UUGAAACAAAUUGAGGUGGGGUUCACUUAUUAUUUUCCUCGAUUCUCUUCUCAAAUCGGAAAAGAUCUGAAGUUGUCUAGUGUUGAAAAGAGAGUUUCUACUCUUAUAGUGGCAAAGAUGAUCCCUUUGUUCUUUUUGGUUGUCUGUUUGGAGGGUUUAGUGGCGUUUCUCUUAGUUGUGAAAAUUGGGCCUUUAAGGGAACUGGUAAUUAAGUGCUUAGACCAGGUGAAAAUGAGAAGGGCUACGGUUUUAACCAUUGCUGGCACUAUAUUUGUCAUCCUCUUAUCGAAUUUAAUCAGCAUACUCAAAAUACAGAACAAGGGUGCUAAGCAUGGUACAAUGACACCUAUGGAUCAAGUGAUGUGGAGGACCAAUUUGUUAGAGGCUACUUUAAUGGGGUUCUCGCUAUGUCUCGGUUUUCUAAUCGAACGCAUACACCAUUACAUGCAAAAGCUGAUCAAAAUAAGGAGCAAUACAGGAGUUUCGAAGCAAGAAUAUGGGAGGCUUGAGAAAGAGAAGUUGGAGCUCAAAGAAAUGGAAGAAAAAGCUGCUGCAGAAAUCAAACGACUUAGAAAGGAAUUAUCUUCUGUAACCGAGAAUUUGAACAAGCUGAAGUUGGAGUUGGCCGAAAAGGAGAAGCAAGUGGAGACCGCUGAAGCACAUGUUGUUGCUCUUCAGAAACAAGCUGAGGAUCUGCUUCUAGAAUAUGACCGGCUAUUGGAAGAUAACCAAAAUCUUCAAAAUCUUGGAUAUCGGUAA